GAGGCGGGCUAGCGGCCGCAGCGGUGACGACUGUGGCGGAGAAGGCCCGAGGGGCUCUGCGUUCUGGAGCAACGUUGCUGGGGCUGGUGGCUGCUGGUGUCUAGCCUGAGGAGAACAGCGAGCGUGUUCGGCAUUUCCUGCCGGGAUCUCAGCAACGAUGAGUGCUGCCAGGGAGUCUCACCCGCACGGGGUGAAGCGUUCAGCUUCCCCAGACGACGAUCUUGGAUCUAGCAAUUGGGAGGCAGCAGACUUGGGCAGUGAAGAGAGAAAACAAAAGUUCCUCAGACUUAUGGGUGCAGGAAAGAAGGAACACACUGGUCGUCUUGUUAUAGGAGAUCACAAAUCAACAUCACAUUUCCGAACAGGUGACUCACACUCUCCAAGCCCACUUUGUAUAGUAUGUGACCAGCUCCAACACCUGAGUCCUUCGUCACGUGGAGAACAAGCAGCCCCACCACAGAAGACAAGCCUCUGGAGUUUUUCAAAACAAAGCGGUGUGAACAGCGAACAGAAGCAAGUGUCAGAGGCCACCACUCCAUCAAAUGUGUCUGCACCAAGAGCAUCACUCUCAGUGGCUAACUGCACUGCUAAAGCUAAGCAGCUGUUUGCUGUUCGAAGAGUUGAUCCUGCCUGCUGCUGAGGACAUCUGUUGUGAGCUGUCAGCAGAAACCGCAGCUCAAUUUUAGUAGAUGUGCUGCCCAAGCGACCACAGAAGCUGUAGUUUGAAAGGUGACAUGUGUUCCUCUUUCAACUAGCACCACAGUGAGAUGAACUGAGGAAUCAGUGGAGGAUGUUGAGGCACAGUUAGGAUUCAUGAGUCACUGUGGUAGGCAGACCAGGUUGAUGAGUUUACUGAUGCUGACGACAAGGUGACAAUGCUCACUUCCGUGCAGCAGAACUUCCAGGAGAAUGUGCACAAGGACGUGUUAUGUGGGCUUUGGUGGCCAACCAAUACCACAGCUGCAUGGUAUUCACAUCUCCUGAUUACACAUCGGGGAAACUUAACUGGUUGUUUUGUGUCAGUUUAUGUAGAGAUGGAGUGGCGGUCAGAGUGGGAUGGCUUUCUGGUUUCACUACUUAGGUCAAAGAGGUCACUUCUGAAAUUGAGGCUAUACACUGUUAAUCCAAGAGGAAUGGAGCCUCGCUGAAAAAUGGCACCUGAACUUGAUAUCUGCAGCAUGUGAUUAGAAUUAUCAACCACGUUAAAGUACAUGUUCUUAAGUCCUGUCUGUUUCCACGGCGUACACACGUCUGUCUUCUCUUACACACAGAAGCAGGGUAGCCAGAUUUGGGGAGUUAUGAGAGCCACCCCAGAGAUGUCUUCUAGAAGAACAACACCACUGGCAGUACAUUUCAAAGACACAAAAGGAUUCCAAAACUUGCUUACUCACGUGACAUGUCCACCCUGCACAACAAACUCAGUCUGUCAUGUCAGGAGACAAGUGUGUUCAAGUUGGCAGAUAAAGAGGCUGCAUUCAAAGCCUAACUGCUAUUGUGGAGUGUUUCAGACAUUAGCAGAGAGUUUCAAAAGAGACAGAGCCAGAGCCAUCUCUUUCCCUCAGCAGGAGCAUGAUCACCCAGCCCAGCUUUCAAGAGUUUGGGCGUUACUCCUCAACCACAGAAGAACCCCCCUGCCCAACCGGAAUGCAUGGAUCCUAAGGCGUUCGUCAAGAAGCCAGGAGGAUGGAUAUUGUCUGUGUCAGAAGAAGAUUACAGUUCCUUAGACCUCAAAUGACAGCUGCCUUAAACAGUACAUUUGAGACCACUUCAGAUCUUCACACAUUCUGAAUUAAAGUCAAGGUGAAGCGUCCUGAGUUUGCUGCAGAAGUACUGCAGCUUCCACUUGCAGUGACAGUGACCAAAACCAGGUACUGGGGUAGACUGGAUAUUAUAACAGACUUUGGGUGUCCCUUUCUCACAUCACCCUUUAAUGGUAAUGUCUAGUUAAAACUUGGGGUACCCACCGACUAUUGCACUGCGGUGAGCUGUCUAAUUAUUGCAUUGGAGUAUAUAGUUAUAUAAGGAAAGAAACCCCACAGAAAGUAAAUGUAAUGUUUUUGAAGCUCUUGCAACCACCUCCUGAACCCCUGGGUCAGUGGAAAAAUUAUCUUCUGUGAAACCUAUCCCAGGUACCAACAAGACUAGAGAUGCUGAGAUAUAUAAAUACGAUAUUCUAACCAAAACCAAAAUCCUUUUCUAUCUUCAUGCUUACUGAUUCAGAAUGUAUAUUUUAAUUAUAGUUAAGUUUUGUCACUCAUUGCCAAAUGAGAUUCAUAUACUUUGUCUUCCUUUUUAGAUUAUUUUUAUUUUAGAUAUUUUUCUUUGUAUAAAUGAUUUAGUGUAUUUGAUAUAUAACACCAUUUUUUAAAGUUUAUUCACUCAUUCUGAAAGCUUUGAAGAACAUAAGUAGGCUUCAGAGUCUGAAGUAUUUCCUUCUUUUAAUAAAACUUGAAUUUUAAUUUUAACUAGGGUCUGUUGAAAAGUAAAACUUUAAUCUGCUUAAAAUUGGCACCUUGGGCUGGGCUGUAGCUCUGGUAGAGAGCCUGCCUAGCAUGCACACAGCCCUGAGUUCAGGCCCCAGGACCACAAAAAAAAAGUACGAAUCUUGGACAUCAGUAAUGUCAUAAUCUCCUAGUCUAAGUUAAACGCAAGCAAUUUAACUUCAUGUUUAUCUAGUAUGUAUAGCAAAUUUCAUACAUUAAUAGGUCUUUUGCUUAUCUAAUGUUAAAAAUUUGUUUCCAGUUGUUUCACAUUGCAUCAUAAGGCAAAAAAUGAGUCUUGGUAAUGGAAAAAUACUUUAACUGCAUCAUUUACCCUUAAAACUAGGCACUUUAUGAGUAAAAAGAUUGGCAUACUUUACCAUUUGUGACUAAUACUUGAGAUUUCUCCUAUAUAAGUUUAUGUUAGUACACAGGAAACUCCAGCAAUAUUGGUAAAAUUCUAAUUCUGGAGUAGUAGGUCUGUGGGUGGUGGCUUAGUGUCUGCUUCAUAACUUACAAACAGCAGAAAGUAUAUUAAGUAUAUGUACAUGUAGCAUGACAAAAUAAAAUCUUUUUAUGUUGCUUCAGUUAGCACAUACCAAGCCAAGGAGGCAUAAAGGAGAGCCAUUUCAAGGUCACUUUCAUGUAGUCACUAAACAGAACUGCCUAGCUUUUCAGUUUUUGUUUGAGACAGGGCCUUGCUGUGGUUCAGGCAGGCCUUGAACUUAGUGUGUAGUCUAAGACAGCCUAAAACUUGGCCUCCUGUGGGUACAGUUGUGCGCCAUGUCCAGCCUUUUUCACUAUUUCAAAAGCAAAUGAUUUUUUUCAUCACAGUUUUUGUUUUGUUUUUUAUAGGUAGUUUGGAAAGUUUUUACAAGAGUCAUAGCUGGGCAUGUUGAUGCACACCUGUAAUCCCAGCACCAGGGAGGCUGAGGCAGGAAGAUUGGCAUAUGUUCAAGGCUGGCCUGCGCUAUCUAGUUUAAAGCCAACCUGAACUAUGUAACAAGACUUUGUUUCAAAAACCAAACACUAGCAACAAAAACAGACCAGUCAUUAAACAGGUGUAGUAAAAGGCUCAUUUUUGAAAGACUAAUCAUAAAUGCAUCUUUUAAUUGUUAUGAGGUAACUACUGUGCUAUAGAGAUCUAUACACAAACUUCAUUGUAAAAUUAGUUGCAUUUAGAGAAUUCAGCUCUGAAUAGUAUAGCAUCUGUAUAAUAGGUUUUUUUGUGUAAUCAAAUGUUUUUAUUAAUUUGACUGAAACAUAACCAAAGUAAAAUGGACAUGCAGGGGAAGAAGACAAGAAAAUUAAUGAAGAACUGGAGUCUCAAUAUCAGCAAAGUAUGGACAGUAAAUUAUCAGGAA
Cavia porcellus (domestic guinea pig) is the source of this 3844-nucleotide messenger RNA. It is a transcript of the gene CUNH11orf58, whose product is annotated as chromosome unknown C11orf58 homolog. Lineage: Eukaryota; Metazoa; Chordata; Mammalia; Rodentia; Caviidae. The transcript is spliced from 4 exons. The record is from RefSeq and is a predicted model, not a curated record. The coding region runs from base 158 to 640 and encodes 160 amino acids.